Molecule: messenger RNA, 450 nt
Organism: Verruconis gallopava
Lineage: Eukaryota; Fungi; Ascomycota; Dothideomycetes; Venturiales; Sympoventuriaceae
Exons: 1
Coding region: 1-450 (149 amino acids)
Source: RefSeq, a predicted model, not a curated record
AUGCCGUACGCAAUUCGUCUUUCCAAAAAUCUCCUAGGAUCUAGCGAUGCUGGAGAAUUCACGGAUCAUCUACGGGCAUUAGAAUGGUCUCAUAGCGUGCUACGGGUGCUUGACGAUCUUCCAUUGAUGCGAAUAUCAGAGAUUUGGCAGAUUUGGUCUGAACUAUGGGUUAACGUUGCACAAUCUGCUGUCACUCCAAAUCAGAAAGUUCUUGGACUCGAGCUGCUUCACCGAUCCAAGCAGGUGGAGGAUGCGCUUCGACACGAACCACAGUGGAUUCAGUGUUCCUCAUUUAUUGAUGAGAAUGACGGGGCUCAGCUCUAUAAGCAGCUGAGAAAGUUGAUUGGAGAAAUGCUUGACAAGGCAGCGGAAGACUUUGGAUUUUCUAUUGUUGACGAAUUUCUUGUUCAUCCUAAUGAAACGCCUCUGUCUCAAGUCUUUUCACCUUAA